AUGAUUGAUUGUAAAGCAAAAGAAGUUGAAAAUUAUUCAAAUUUAUCCACAGCAAGAAUACUUCUUUCUUUAGGAGGUAUUUUUGGAGCACAUAGAAUAUACCUUAAACAAUAUCCAGAAGCAUUUAUUUAUUUAUCAACAUUUGGUGGUUUUUUAAUAGCAAUUUUUUAUGAUACCUUAUAUCUUCAUCAAAUAGUUGAAGAGUAUAAUAACAAAAUAUUAAAUAAACAAGCAAAUGAAAAUGAGCGUUAUUAUAAUACUCCAAGAAGAUUAUUUAAUAUCAUACCAUGGAAUUCAAUUUUAUUUCUGUUAGCUCAAGUAUCUUAUGGAAUAUGGAUUGGUACACUAUUUUUAGGAUUGAAAACAAUGUUAAAAUUUGAAGAUGAUCUUUUUUUAUCAACAGCUAUUAGUAUUGCUAUAGGUGUUUCAUUUGGAGUAUAUAUAAUGGGUAAUACUGGUUCUGAAAGGAGAGAUCUUCUACCGAUAUGGUGUGCCUCUUUUGCUUUAUCAUUUUUAUGUAUAUGUAUAUUAGAUUUAUCAUACUUUAAUACAUUAGUUUUUACUUCAAUUGCUGGUACUGCAAUGGGAAAUAAAGUAAAGUUAAGAAAUGACUUAAGUAAAAAUAAUGAAAAUGUGGAUAAUUCAAAAGAAUUUUCUUUUAAACAUUUCCUUUUUUGGACUUUUUUGUUUAGUCUUCUUCUUUUUUCACUAUAUCUGGGUGUCUCUGAAACAAUACUUAAUCGUAGAAUAAGAGUUGGUAAAAGUUUUGAUAGUAGAACAAUACGUAAUAUAGCUUAUAAUUUUAUUAUGAGUAAUCAUGGACAUAACAAUAGAUUAUUUUUAUCUUCAAUUGAAAUUACUUAUUUACCUUCAGUUCACAAAAAUUCAAAAAUUAAUGGACUUUUUAAGGUGGGUGAUAAUGAUUGGACAUCAUCUCUUACUGUAUUCAUUGUGGAUGUUGUACGUGCCAUUUCUUACAAAGAAUUUCUUGUAAAAGGAAAAAAUUAUAAAGAAGAUACAAUAAUGCAUCCAAUGUUUUGGGCUUUCAAUAGGAUGUUUGUAUUAAAAAGUUUGGAGCAAAAGAUUUUUGAAAAUGAUAAUGUAUUAAUGAAAGUAUGUGAAAAGACAAGUAAAGAAUAUGAAAAAACAAUAAAAUUUACUUAUUCAAUGAAUGAUUCUUCUAUGAAGAGAAAUUACAAAAAUUUAAAUACUAAAAAAUGUUGUGACAAUUAUACAAGUUUCUUAAAAGCUAUGAACACCAUAUGA
Molecule: messenger RNA, 1266 nt
Organism: Strongyloides ratti
Lineage: Eukaryota; Metazoa; Nematoda; Chromadorea; Rhabditida; Strongyloididae
Product: TM2 domain-containing protein
Exons: 1
Coding region: 1-1266 (421 amino acids)
Biological process (GO): endocytosis
Cellular component (GO): early endosome; plasma membrane
Source: RefSeq, a predicted model, not a curated record